AGCACUAGUCAAGAGGAAGAGGAGGUAGGCGUCAGUGUUGAGGUGCUUGGGGCGUUCGCCGCCACCUUUGCUCGCGCGCCCAUGGAGCAGAAUGGUGCUUCCCUUCAUGUUUCAUUGAUUGGAGACAACUUGGGCGUCCAAGGCACUGAUUUGGGGCAGAUUGGGCGCGUUAUCUAUGCGGUGGAGCAAAGGGGCGAGCGGCUCGGCCUGGUGGGCGACCAAGCCAUAAAGGGCCAGACGUGCAUCAUGGGGGGUGGUGAGCAGGCUGGUUUGGGC
This is a messenger RNA of Ilex paraguariensis (yerba mate), 276 nucleotides long. The record is from the annotation of a GenBank genome assembly. Lineage: Eukaryota; Viridiplantae; Streptophyta; Magnoliopsida; Aquifoliales; Aquifoliaceae.